Dunckerocampus dactyliophorus (ringed pipefish) is the source of this 2847-nucleotide messenger RNA. RefSeq names its product nudix (nucleoside diphosphate linked moiety X)-type motif 19 (gene nudt19). The transcript is spliced from 3 exons. Gene Ontology annotation, cellular component: mitochondrion. Bases 31 to 1215 code for a protein of 394 amino acids. NCBI's taxonomy places the organism in Eukaryota, Metazoa, Chordata, Actinopteri, Syngnathiformes, Syngnathidae. Gene Ontology annotation, molecular function: hydrolase activity, acting on acid anhydrides, in phosphorus-containing anhydrides. The record is from RefSeq and is a predicted model, not a curated record.
CUUCCGGUGACCGCUACCAAAACAACUUUGAUGGUGAUUUUCAGUUCAUUUGUGUUCGCUUUAAGAAAAAAACGGUUAUGUUUUAACAUGAACACCGGACUGAAGCACUGGAAGGAGGCGGCCACUCUGAUUUUAGCAGCGGGUCAUAAGCUCGGUGCGGACAGUUUCUCGACAGCUCACCGCUUUGACUACAAUGUUUUACUGCUUAAAAGAAGCCCGAAAAGCGGAUUCAUGCCCAAUGCUUAUGUGUUCCCUGGAGGUAUGGCGGACUCUUCUGACUUCUCUAGUGAAUGGCUGGACAUUUUUAAAGCUUUCACCAACUCUCAUAACUUCGGCUUGAGGAAUGUCCAACAACCUCCAGAGACCAGGCCGCCAAUAUUUGCUACCGACAGGCUGAAAUUAGGCUCUCCUAUCCCGGGAGAGGUCGCCUUCCGGAUCUGCGCCUUACGGGAGACCUUCGAGGAGUCAGGAGUGUUGCUGUUUGUGUCCAAAGAUGAAGAGAUGAGUUUGCUAGAGAGCCUCAAGGACAGACGCACUACAGAUGAAGUCAAACAUUAUAAAGUGAACGAACUGUGCAGCAGUGAGCUGAGCAGGUGGCGGACUCUAGUCAACCAGAACCCGUCUAACUUCAUCACAAUGUGCAAGGAGCUGGAGGUGCUGCCCAACAUCUGGGCUUUACACGAGUGGGCUAACUGGCUGACCCCCGUUGGGCGAUACGGCGUGACGAGGUUCGACACGGCCUUCUUCAUAUGCUGCCUAGACCAGACGCCUCACACCCUGCAGGACCACAAGGAAAUUGAGCGCUUUCAGUGGUCAACGCCUUCUGACGUCCUGCGAAGCUACCAGGCACGGGAACUGUGGAUCGCCCCCCCUCAGUUCUAUGAACUGGGUCGCAUGUGCCGCUUCCCUGCGCUGAGCGGCCUCCAGAGUUUUGCCAGGCGGCGCUCCGCAGACGGCUGUGAGCAGUGGCUGCCUGUUGUCAUCUUACAGGAAGACAGCUACAUAUCAGUGCUGCCAGGAGAUCAGCUGUACCCGUCAAACUCUUCUGAAGCAACAACAACGGAAACGACCAUGGGCCAAGACGGUUCAGAGACAGCACUGCAUCGCUUCCUGAUCUCGGACCCCUACAGUACGCGCCUGCAGAUCAACAUCACACCCAAGUACAACCACCUUCUGCCUCUGGUCGGCCCUUUUGACUCCGGCACCAACCUUUGACCUGCUCUACAGCUCCCUCUGUGACCACAGAAGGAGCAAAACAUGAGCAAUUACAUUCACAAAGGGUAAAUAUAUACAAUUCCAAAUUGCACAACGUGAUUUAAAGAGGUGACAUUGCAUCAACGAGGCACACAUUCUUAGUAGCAUAUGGCAAUAUAGACAUGGGUUUUGGUAACCUCCACCAUAAUUUAUUUCAUGUUAAUAUAAAAUAUUUAAUUUUAAAUAAAUGUAUAUGUACAAAUGUUCAACCACAAUAAAAUAGUGAGAAGUAAGUGGUAAUGUGUAAUACAAUCGGAGGCUUAUUUUUCAUGUUAUUUGAUUUUAAUUUUGAAAUGUUAGAUUUAAGGUAAUUCAUGUCAGAAAAAUGUACACGAAAGGAAAGAAAUAAUAACGUAAUACAAUCUACAAUCAAUGCUUAAAAUCAAAAUGCCACUAUAAUGACUAAAGAAAUUAAUAAUGAAAACAUGAAAUACUGGUAAGAUCAAUUGUAAAAUAAAAAAAAUAAUAAAAAAACUACAGAAACCACUUAAUACAAAUUGAAAGAAAUGAAAAGAAAACAAAAGAAAUAAUGUGUGUAAAAAUGCAGACGUAUUUUGUUAUUUAUUUUUAAAUACAUAAUAAGUAAAUAAGUAAUAAGUAAUACAGUGCAAUAAAAUCUGAUGCUUAAAAUAAAUAUAGUUCCAAAAAAACAUAGAAAUAGCUAAUAAUUAAAAAAUGACAAAAAAGGAGUAACCACAAAUCAUACAAUAAAAAUAAGCAUAAAAUGUUAUUCAUAAAACCAAAAUGCCACUGAAAAGACUUAAGGAAAACAGUGAUACUGGUAGGUACAUUUGGAAAAAAAGGAACAUUAAAAUCUACAGUAACUAUUUUAAUAUGUAAUAUAAAAGCUAACUAACCUCAGACUUUAAACAGAACAAUCAGAUAUGGUAUACUUGUGUGUGUGUGUGUUCAUUUAGAUUCUAUCAACACAAUAGAGCGUAUUUUAAUGUGUUUUAUUUGUCUUUUGCAGUGACUGAAUUGUGUGAAUGGGGCCAAAUAUCACUAUCCAAUUCAACAUUACACUGUAUGCUGUAACAAAGUCAGUAUUUAAUUUUUUUGUCUAAAUUUUCACCAAUUAAGAUUUUUGGACUGCACAGUGUAUAUGAGUCAAGUUGUGAAAUAAAUUAAUGAUUUAAGAAGCACAUUUUAUGGGAUGAGGUCUCGUAUUUGAAGCAUCCUCUCAAAGAAACGUGAGAAGAAUCUACCAAACGAGAUUGCACCGGCACAAAUGAACACAACUUUGGCUAAUAGCAUGCAUGUAAUAGGAAGUAAUGUGUGAUGAUGGUGCUCCCCGUGUUCUUUGUGUGUCUGUGUUUUAUGUGAGGGGGACCAAGUUGAAAUAACAGCGCUCAACCUUCGUGCUGUUUGCCUUGGAGAGUCAAUUGAGGGUUACCAUGGCAACUCCACAGCCUUGGAAACCUGCUAUCUGUGUCCAAAUGAAGUGAUGAUGCAGUGUUGUGUGUUGCUCACGUCGCUUGUUAAUAUUCUCCUGUAGUAGACUCACCUUUUUAAUGAUGGUCGUGUUCCAAAAGUUAAAUGCAAUUUUUUCUGGGACUGCUUCAAUAUCAAAACUUCGCAAAAAAAAUAUAUAUA